This is a messenger RNA of Fraxinus pennsylvanica, 876 nucleotides long. NCBI's taxonomy places the organism in Eukaryota, Viridiplantae, Streptophyta, Magnoliopsida, Lamiales, Oleaceae. The record is from the annotation of a GenBank genome assembly.
AUGCAGUCAGAGGUUCAUUUUGUCAAUGGAUAUUAUAGCACAUAUCACACACUCAUGAUUCCAGCAAUCCUGCAUACAUCAAGCACUCAUGAUUCUAGCAAUCCCAUAGCAUUCCUUGAUCCUGAAAUUCCUCUAUAUCGUUUGACUCCAAUGGAAUCCUCAUUUGAAGUUACCUCUGAAAUCUCCUCUCCAUAUCACCUUCACCCCUCUGAUUCUCCCAGCCUCAUUCUCAUCUCCUGCAAUCUCACCGGUGAUAACUUUCCCAAAUGGCAAUGCACUCUUCGUCAAGCCCUCAAUGCCAAGAACAAACUAUGCUUUGUUGAUGGCACCCUCAAUGCCCCACCCACCACUUCACCCGAUUAUGCCCAAUGGAGCCGCACCAAGGACAUGGUCCUCACUUGGAUCCUCAACACCAUCACUCCUUUUCUAUCAAAUUCCCUGGACUACCAUGAUGACCCACAAGAACAGCAAAGGAUCCUUCAUGUCUCACGCACUCCAUCGGAAAAUGUUGCCCUCACUGCUCGGAGUUCUCACCAUGACCGACCACCUUUCAAGUGCACCGAAUACGGUAAAGAUGGGCAUUUGCGCAACCGUUGCUGGCUGAUAAUCGGCUAUCCCCCUGGACGCGAACCCCGCAAUCAUCGCAAGCUAUCACUGCUCGGAAAACCCCCUUCCGCAAUAGUUCACCUUACCAAAUCUUUCUCUAGUCCAGUGCCUGGCCUCUUGUUGGAGAGCUAUCAACAACUCAUGAACCUCUUGAAAAACCCAUUCCCAAAUCCAAAUUUCGUUGGUAACUCCCUCUCAACUCUCUCAUUUUUUGAUCCUCAAAUUGAUUGGAUAAUCGAUAGUGGCUCCACUGAUCAUAUGAGCCCCUGA